AUGUUGGUUAAUUCUGAACAUGGAAGAACACAGCAUGGAACACACGAAAUUGUGCAUGAAAACGAAAGUGAUGAUUCACGACAAGGGUCUAUAAGAAACUGGGACCGCAUGGAGCUGAGUCAAGGUCGAAGUAACGUUUUAGUGCAAAUGGUAAUUGUAAGAGCCGUGGACUAUGAAUCAAAGGAAAGAGAAAUCACAUUCAGAACAAUGAGCUUCAAGAAGGGAAGAAAUUAUGAUGACUUGUAUAAACCUGAAGAAUUGGAUCAUGUUAUUACUGAAGAAUCUACAUGUUCCAAGAGAAGAAAGAUGGGAAAUUUGAAGCUGCAAACCACAUUUUCAUUCAAAUAUCUACUUUCUGAUAAUUCUGGUUCAAAGAAUGAAGGUGAAGGCCUGUUCAAUGUACAAAGCCCCACAAUUGGGUUAGCAAAACCAGAAAUUUGGCUUUCACCAAAGUCCAUUGGAGAACUUGAUGUAGCUGCAAUAAAGCUACAAAAAGUUUACAAGAGCUAUAGGACUAGAAGAAAUCUAGCAGAUUGUGCAGUUGUUUGUGAGGAACUAUGGUGGAAGGCUUUAGACUUUGCUGCUCUUAGCAGGUGUUCUAUAUCACAUUUUGACUCUGUUAAAUCAGAAACAGCUGUUUCAAAAUGGGCAAGGGCUAGAACUAUGGCUGCUAAGGUGGGAAAAGGUUUGUGCAAAGAUGAUAAAGCGCAGAAAUUAGCUUUAAGGCACUGGCUUGAAGCUAUUGAUCCUCGUCAUCGUUAUGGGCACAAUUUGCAUUUAUACUAUGAUGUUUGGUUUCAUAGCCAAAGUUCACAACCUUUCUUCUACUGGUUGGAUGUUGGAGAUGGAAAAGAAGUAAAUCUAGAAGGGUGCCCAAGAAGUGAAUUGCAUAGACAGUGCAUAAAAUAUCUUGGACCCAAAGAAAGGGAAGCAUAUGAAGUGAUUGUCAAAGGAGGAAGGCUUAUAUAUAGAAAAAGCCAAAACCUUGUGCAUACUGUUGAGGGAUCCAAGUGGAUUUUCGUUCUUAGUUCAUCUAGAAUAUUGUACAUUGGGGAGAAAAAGAAAGGCCAAUUUCAACACUCAAGUUUUUUAGCUGGGGGUGCUACUAUUGCAUCUGGAAGAUUGGUUGCCCAAGAUGGAGUUCUUAAUGCAAUAUGGCCCUACAGCGGUCAUUACUGUCCUACAAAGAAGAACUUUAUGGAAUUCAUUGGCUUCUUGAUGGAACAUAACGUGGACUUGACAAAUGUAAAGAAGUAUGCAAUUGAUGAAGAUGUCCCACCUUCUAUUGAUGAGGGGCCACAGUUUGAGUCCACAAAGGCUAAUAAUGCUAGUUCCACUGCCAAAUAUUGCAAUAAAGAUAAUAUGGGUCACUCUGUGACCAAUAUGGAAGCUUCACAACUUAAAGAGAACAAGGCAUUAUCAAUAAAAUGGACCACUGGUGCUGGUCCUAGGAUUGGUUGUGUAAGAGAGUACCCUCCAAAACUCCAAGUUAAGGCACUUGAACAGCUGAAUCUGUCACCUAGAGUCAACCAUGGAAAAGUUGCUACCAAGGCACCCAUUCCUUCACCAAGGCCAAGUCCAAAAAUCCACCUAUCCCCUAGGCUUGUGCACAUGGGAAUUCCUAGCCCAAGAGUGCAUGUUACUCCCGCAAAUUAG
Molecule: messenger RNA, 1656 nt
Organism: Abrus precatorius (Indian licorice)
Lineage: Eukaryota; Viridiplantae; Streptophyta; Magnoliopsida; Fabales; Fabaceae
Product: IQ domain-containing protein IQM1-like
Exons: 9
Coding region: 1-1656 (551 amino acids)
Source: RefSeq, a predicted model, not a curated record